CGGCUUUCACCUUCUGGCCACACAAUCGGUCCGAUUCGCAAACGAGGAUGCCGGCCAGCAAGAACGAGUUGGUGCUCGUGACGGGGGCUUCGGGAUUCAUCGCCCUGCACAUCAUAGAUCUUCUGCAGCGGGAAGGAUAUCGUGUCCGCGGCACCGUGAGGAGCUUGAAGAACGAGGCGAAGCUGAAGCCCUUGCUGAACCUCUGCCCCAAUGCUAAACAUAAACUGGAACUCGUGGAAGCAGAUCUGACCAGAGAUGGUGGCUGGGAACAAGCGGCAAAGGACUGCACGUAUGUUAUCCACGUUGCGUCUCCGUUCCCGAAUGCCCCUCCCAAGUCCCUCGACGACUUGAUGGUACCGGCCGUGGAAGGUACCAAGAGGGUUCUAAAAGCCUGUGCCAGUGCCGGGACCGUCAAGCGCGUAGUCCUGACGAGUUCCAUCAGUGCUGUUCACGGUGAAUCCACAAACGAGGAAGGACGCGUGUACGGGGAAGACGACUGGAGCGAUGUCACCAGCCCGGCCAUGGACGCUUACGCAAAGAGUAAAACCCUUGCAGAAAAGGCAGCCUGGGAUUUCGUCCGGGCCCUGCCGUCCGGCAACAGAAUGGAAUUAGUCACUGUGAAUCCGAGCUUGGUGAUGGGCCCGUCUAUCAGCGGCGUCGUCUGCACCAGUCUUGAAUUGAUCAAACGCCUCAUGGAUGGUUCGAUGCCUCUGAUUCCUCGACUGUACAUUUCCAUUUGUGAUGUCCGAGACGUUGCCCUGGCUCAUUUGAGAGCCAUGAUCGUGCCGGAAGCCGCGAACAAGCGACACGUGGUUGCCUCUGCCCACCUGUGGCUGGGGGAUAUGGCUCAUAUCCUGCGUAAUGAGUUUGCUCCUCAAGGAUAUUUCAUUCCGACAUGGCCCGCUCCAUAUUUCUCGCUAUGGCUUUACAGUUUUCUGGAUUGUUCGAGUAAACUCAUAUUGGAGAGAAUCGGUAAGACAUACACGUUUUCCAAUCAGAGGAUGAAAGAAGUACUCAAAGUAGAACCGCGCAAGGCCGAGGAUACCCUGAUUGAUACUGUCCAUGGGAUGAUCGAAUGUGGCGUCGUUAAGAAAACGAAAAAUUACAAACCCAGAAAGUAAUUAAGAUUGUGUGUUCUGUGUUUUUCGAAUUGUUACUAUGCCUCGAACUAAAAUCAGUGGAUCUUCUAUGUUAUAUGAAGCUGAAUAACUGUUUUCCGUCCGAGUUACGCUGAUUUAAAGAGCUUUGUAAUUGUACAAGAAUGAGGAUUUAAUGCCUGGUAUGAAUUUCUUAACAUGUGUUUUAAUUGCUAGUUCAAGUUUAAAACCAGUGUCUUAUAAGUGUGUGUGUUUAAAAAUAAAUUUAAAAGAAACUAUAAGGAUUUUUUUUAUCA
Uloborus diversus is the source of this 1393-nucleotide messenger RNA. RefSeq lists its product as uncharacterized. The record is from RefSeq and is a predicted model, not a curated record. NCBI's taxonomy places the organism in Eukaryota, Metazoa, Arthropoda, Arachnida, Araneae, Uloboridae. Gene Ontology annotation, molecular function: oxidoreductase activity, acting on the CH-OH group of donors, NAD or NADP as acceptor. The coding region runs from base 48 to 1121 and encodes 357 amino acids. The transcript has a single exon.